AUGGCGCCUCAUCCCCCGAGAGACAGCGGGGAGAUUCACUCGCCGCUCGCCCAGCGUUUUCAGGAUUUGCCUCAUCGUCGAGGGGCCGAAGCGCCUUCGCCGAGCCAAACAGCUUCGCCGCCCGCCACCGAUUCAAGCGACGCACCGGCGUCUCCCGCCACCGAUUCAAGCGACGCACCGGCGUCUCCUGCCACCGAUUCACGCGACGCACCGGCGUCUCCCGCUGUCUGCGCCAAGCCGUUCGUUUCGAGCCCGUUCUGUGUCUCUUCAGGCGCGGGCAUCGACGGAGCUUCAACAGGCUCGUGGGACAGGGACAGCCUGCAGGCCGGUGACGCCGUGGUGGGGCGACGACGGUUUGCGGCCAACCACUUUCUUCCGCUCCUUACCGAGCUGUUUGUCGCUCUGUUCAAAGCCCACUGCUUCUCCUCACUCGUCGUCCGCGUCCUCCAGGCGAUUGAGGAAGAGAUUGUCGUCGACGACGCGUUUGUUCCCUACCUGACGACGCCUCGGUCCAACGCCGCCUGGUCGACUCCGAGAUGCGGAUCUGCAGACACCGGCGAGAGCGCAGCCAGCGCGGGGCUUCGCGGCGACGCGCGCGGCUCGUUUUCUGAGCCGGAAGACGAGACCAGUGGCGAGUCUCCCCCUCGGUCGCCUCCCAGCGAUCCCGACGCUUCGCUGGACCCGUUGUCUCCGGUUGUGGACGCUGCGCCCGCACGCUGUGUGCGGAAAGCGAGCGCAAAGUGGCCGUUGUUCUGCCCGCCCACCAUCUCUUCCUUCGGUUCCCUGUCUUUACACCCCGCCAGCGGACCUAUCGCGUUUCCGCAUGCAACGUUCGAGCCUGUGCCUGGAGGCGGCGCGAACCUCAGACACUUGUGGAGCUCCGGACCCGGCAGUCUCGCUGGUGCAGGCCUCGGGAGGCUCCGGCACGAAGGCGAAAUGCGCUUUUUCACCAAGUUGAGGCUCGUCGAAGCCUUCCAGAGGGUGGACGCGAGUGCGCGAAUGACCAAACGAAAGGUCGUGCCUCCGACCUUCCACGAGUGCCGCGCGAUUCUCAAUCUUGCUCAGAUCCUAGAGAGCCGCUCUCAGCUGCGAUUAAUCACCAUGGAUGGAGAUGAGACUUUGUACCCGGACGGCGCGAACUUCACUGACGAACGGAUCGCGCGAAAUAUCGCGGCGCUUCUGCGGAGGGGUACCAAAGUCGCCGUCGUCACAGCGGCAGGCUACGGCUAUGAGACUUCCCGUUAUCAGGAGCGAUUGGGGGUGUUGUUUGAUUUCUUGAAAGAGGAAAAGGUGUCGGCUGAGGCCGCCGGAAACUUUUACGUCAUGGGCGGCGAGUCGAACUACUUGAUGCAACUUUCUCCCGAACUCACGCUCGUGCCUGUCGACGAGGCGCUCUGGACCUCCUUCCGGCCGCCGUGUCACCCGCGGGAAGCCGAGCGUCUCCUCGACAUUGCCGAGGCAGCACUGCGCACUCUGAGCGAGGAUCUGAGGCUGCCUGCAUGCAUUCUGAGAAAAGAGCGCGCUGUCGGGCUCAUUCGGCGGCCCGUGAAGGAAGAAGAUGACGAGAGCACGCUUGGCUUCGGCACCGCUGGCGGGAUGCACCGAGAGAAUUUGGAGGAGAUUGUCAUGCGAGUUCGCCGGACGAUCCGCGACGAAUUAGGUCCUCAAUGCAUGGUGCCGUGGAGUGCGUUCAACGGCGGCAAAGACGUGUGGGUUGACAUAGGAAACAAAGCGGAAGGCGUGGCGAUGCUUCAAGGCCUCUUUCAGCUGGUUCCGCGAGAGUGUCUCCACGUCGGCGACCAGUUCGGCGCAAGCGGAAAUGACUUGCCGGCCCGCGUGUGCUCUCCCACCGCAUGGGUCGCGAGUCCGCAGGAGACUGCGUCAAUUCUCCACGAGUUGCUGCUGGACCCGGAGAGGCCGGAGGCGCUCGUGCGCGGCGACUCGAACACGCAGGGAAAAGAACGCGAGUAA
Neospora caninum is the source of this 1971-nucleotide messenger RNA. Its product is annotated as IMP-specific 5'-nucleotidase, related. Lineage: Eukaryota; Apicomplexa; Conoidasida; Eucoccidiorida; Sarcocystidae. The record is from RefSeq and is a predicted model, not a curated record. Gene Ontology annotation, biological process: nicotinamide riboside biosynthetic process; nucleotide metabolic process; nicotinic acid riboside biosynthetic process. Bases 1 to 1971 code for a protein of 656 amino acids. Gene Ontology annotation, molecular function: magnesium ion binding. The transcript has 7 exons.